CUAAUAACCAAACCAGCAACCCGGAAAAAGGCAUCUGACUCUAUCCCAACCACACAAACAACCAGGAGACAGUGAGAAGUUCUGUGAUGGACGAAUCAGUACACUUUUUGGGACAGUUGAUAAGUACCAUGGGUUUAACUGCGGGCGGGACAGUCCUGUCAGUUUUGUAGCUCGCGGGGCGCUGGCUGCAGUGUUGCGCGCUGACUCUCCACCGCGGCCAGUGGAAAUGUGUGUGUGCAGAUAUGGACUGCACUCUAUAAUUUUUGGCUGUGGUGAAGGGCCCCAGGCUGCAGGGUUUUCUGCUGCAAAGCCUCAAUCACGUCACAUGAAAAACAGCUGAUGAUAUGUGAAGCAGCAGGCAUGCCGUAUCUGGACCGACUCAACCGUGUGUGUGGUUUCCUGGACAUAGAGGAGAAGGAGAACAGUGGGCGCUUCCAGAGGAGAUAUUUCAUCCUGGACACACAAGAAAAUGCUCUCCUCUGGUACAUGGACAACCCUCAGAAUCUAGCCCGUGGAGCCAGCGUUGUGGGCAGCCUAAAACUAACCUACAUCUCCAAGGUGAAUGAAGCCACAGCUAAGCAGAAACCCAAGACCGAGUUCUGUUUUGUUAUAAAUGCAGUUUCCAGGCGCUAUUUCCUUCAAGCCAAUGAUGAAACAGACAUGAGAGAGUGGGUGGCUGCUCUGAAUAAGGCCAGCAAGAUCACUGUCCCAAAAUCUGGAUCAACACCCUCUAGGCCUGAUGGUAAAGCAAUUAUCACUGAUCCCUUGCCAAAACAUACAGGGCGGAAACAGCGGGCCUACAAGACAGAGAUCAUUGGUGGAGUCGUGGUUCACACUCCUAUAGUGAAUGAGGGUGAAGAUGCUGAGCACAGAGAGAGGAGCAGGCCGGGUGUUCUAAGGUGUGGAUACUGUGUGAAACAGGGAAAUGUGAGAAAAAACUGGAAAAGACGAUUUUUCACAUUGGAUGAUAAUGCCAUUAGUUACUACAAAUCUGAGACGGACAAGGAGCCUCUUCGGUCUGUUCCUCUGAGAGACAUUCAGAAAGUCCAUGAAUGUCUCGUCAAGUCAGGGGAUCUGUUACUCAGAGAUAACCUGUUUGAGAUCAUUACUGGUUCCCGCACUUUCUACAUUCAGACAGACUCUCCUGAUGAAAUGCAUGGGUGGAUCAGAGACAUUGACAUGAAAAUACAAGAUUUUAGAGGUCCAUCUAAGCGGGCGUCCUCCCUGUAUCGUUCUCACAAAGUCUCUUCAGACUCCAGUGCUCAGGCAGAGGAGCGCAGACCCGUGCUGCAGAAGUCCCGCUCCGUGGCUCCAGGUUGGCAGCCGUGGACUCCUGUGCCCCCCGGGGAACCCUCCAUUCUGGAUGUAGAGGAGGACGACAGUGCCUUCAGCUCAUUACCGAUUUUACCUUCUCUCUCAUCUUCAUCUACAUCUUCCUCCACCUCCUCCUCCUCUAACUCGCUGUCAGUCCUCCCCAUAUGCCCGAGUACAGCUGCAGGGUCUUCUGCAGGUUUGGGGAUGCUGGCUGCAUCUGGAGAUGUGGCCAGUGAGAGGCGAAGGCACCGCUCUCAACCUCAGCCCCACAGCAGUUGUUACCCCUUUAGUCUGGAUGACGACAGCAUUCGCACCACAGACGUUUAGAUCCAGACAAAAGCCUGGCACUUUGAAUGUGACUGGUAAAACAAAGUGUUCAUUGCUCAGAAAGUAACACUGAGACAAAGUCCCCGUAUCUUAGCAUGUGUCCUCCUGCUGGAGGUAGUGGGUACUGCUGGUAUUUUGGGGUUUGUUCACGUCGAAGACAGAAAUAACAACAGUGUUAGUUAAAUGUGAAACUUGGAAGUAGUGUUUUACCAAUAUUCUUCAAAACUUGAAUACUUGUUUUAUAAAUGUUGCUUGCAAUUUAGAAAUGAAGGCACAUGCGUUUACUUACUCCUCUUUUGCACUUGGCUUUAUGUUAUCAAUUUACUUAAAAGUUUUAAAACAUGUAUUUUUAUAUUUUAUAUAUAUAUAUAUAUAUAUAUAUAUAUAUAUAUAUAUAUAUAUAUAUUUUUUUUUUUUUUUUUUUUUUUUUUUUUGUUACCCCCACUUCUUGUAACAACAGUGGAAAACCCAAGACACAGAUGCCAUAAUAAUAUUACAAAAUGUUUUUAAUUGCUAAAACACAUUGAUGUCUUGAAAGACAUAACUAUUAUUUUUAAAUAAUCAACACAUGGAAGAACUUAUUGAAGUGAUGUUAAUAAAUACAAUGGCAAUAAAUUCAUGGUACCUUUGAGAAUGUACUAUUUAUAUCAGAGUACAGCUGGAAAUAGAGAAUGUGAUUUGAAGUUGAAACAUAUUCAGGAAUUGUACCACUGCUAUGAAAUUGAAUUGUGCACUUUGCUAUUGUUUUAAUGUGUUUUUGUUCUUGAACUGUAAAUCCCUUUUUAUAGAGGACCAUAAAAACAUCUAAUGUUCA
This is a messenger RNA of Boleophthalmus pectinirostris (great blue-spotted mudskipper), 2455 nucleotides long. It is a transcript of the gene plekha2, whose product is annotated as pleckstrin homology domain containing A2. The transcript is spliced from 13 exons. The coding region runs from base 340 to 1641 and encodes 433 amino acids. NCBI's taxonomy places the organism in Eukaryota, Metazoa, Chordata, Actinopteri, Gobiiformes, Gobiidae. Gene Ontology annotation, molecular function: PDZ domain binding. Gene Ontology annotation, cellular component: membrane; cytoplasm. The record is from RefSeq and is a predicted model, not a curated record.